CGCCCACACACUACAGGAUCUCAUUUGUGUCAAGUUGCUUAUGCUAACAGAGCUAACUGUUAGCUUCUUCGUUAUCAUUAUUAUAGUUCCAUGUUCAUUGUCAUGACAUUUUUAAUAAGACCUGGUCAUGUUCGCCUCGGAAUAACAAUGAUUAUGACCGCUCACCGAAGCUGCAGGGUGGUAUUUUCAAAGAGAAGUUACACCAGUGAGGAGAACAACAGAAUACCCAAAAUUUACACUAAAACUGGAGAUAAAGGGUUCUCCAGCACUUUUACAGGAGAAAGGAGACCAAAGGAAAACCAAAUCUUUGAAGCUUUGGGAAAUACAGAUGAACUUUCAUCAGUUAUAGGUUUGGCCAGAGAAUAUUGUCUUGAAAAAGGUCAUACAUUCACAGACCAGCUUGACAAGAUACAGUGCAUUUUACAAGAUGUGGGCUCUAACAUUGCCACACCUCAAUCAUCAGCGAGAGAAAUUCACAUAAAAAGAACACAGUUUAACAAUUCAUCAACUACAGACUUAGAAAACUGGAUAGAUAAAUUUACAGAAGAACUUCCGCCACUGACAAAUUUUAUUUUACCUUCUGGAGGAAAGAGCAGUGCAGCUCUGCAUUUAGCACGGACCAUAUGUCGAAGAGCAGAACGCAGUGUAGUGCCUAUUGUGCGGUCUGGGGAGGCAGAUCCAGAUGUUGCCAUGUUUUUAAAUCGACUGAGUGACUACCUUUUCACUGUAGCCAGAUAUGCUGCAAUGAAAGAAGGGAAAAGGGAAAACAUUUAUAAGAGGCCUCAAUAACCAAAAGGGAACUGGCACCAGCCCUGACUUUUCUGGGACAGAGUACUGGCCCGUGCCAUUAGAGGCAAAGUGCGCUCCUCAUAUGGUGGGUAGCGCAGAUAGGUGGCACACUCAGAUCGUAGACAGGCAUGAUUUCUUAUGUGAAAAUGUAUCAAAGCUGUAGCGUCCAUGAUGGGAACCUGUUCCACUGGUACCAUUUCAGUGUUUGAGUAAAAACCAUAGCAAUUUAUUUGAAUAAAAAAAGGAUCAAAAGAGUUGUACGCUUACUUACCCACUCCACCAAAUGGAAGAGUCACCAUGAGACUCUGCAGGACACAGUCAUUAAAGCAAAGGCUUCCACUAGAGGCCUCAUUCAUCAUUUGUGAGAUGGCCUGCAGCAGAUACAAAUAUUAACCAAAAUUUGCACCGUUUAUACAUGUGUUAUGUCGUUUUAUUGGUUAUUAUAUGUUUUGAAAUGUGUCCUUUUCAUGAUAGUUAAUACAUUUUUAAUAUUAACUAUCACACAUUACUGUGCUUUUUUAAGUAAUUUAAGCAGAUUAUUUUACUUUGCUGUUGUUGGAGUAAGCAUAAACACACAGCAGUUUCUGUUGCUUGUUUGUAAAGGUUAUUGCUUCAUCUACAUUUUGCACAGUGAGAAGUGGGAGCACUGGGCCAAACACAUCCUGCUGCACGAUUAGAUCCAUGUUCACUACAUCUGUCAAAAUAGUUGGUGCUGCCAAAUGUACAACAAUGAAUAUUAUUAUGUUGUGUUUUAAAUAAGGCAGCACAUAAUAGCCUGCACUAGUUGAACCUUGAAAUGUGGUGUGGGGCCACUAUCGCCCAGGCAAUGCUCUGUGCCGUGGUGACAAUGUCCCAGUGCUAUUCCACAUAACAUAGAUUCUUGCUUGCCAAAACCAUGGAAACAGAUGUGAGUGUGCGGGCUGCGGCUUGAGCUAUUCUGUUCCCAUCUUCACGGGCUCCUAUUAUUUAUUGAUGUGUUUAUCUGUUAAGUUAUUAAUAUAAAAAUAAAAAAAUAAUUAUGAAUGAUG
Boleophthalmus pectinirostris (great blue-spotted mudskipper) is the source of this 1817-nucleotide messenger RNA. RefSeq names its product metabolism of cobalamin associated B (gene mmab). Gene Ontology annotation, molecular function: corrinoid adenosyltransferase activity. Bases 91 to 789 code for a protein of 232 amino acids. The record is from RefSeq and is a predicted model, not a curated record. Lineage: Eukaryota; Metazoa; Chordata; Actinopteri; Gobiiformes; Gobiidae. The transcript has 10 exons.